This is a messenger RNA of Myotis myotis, 1560 nucleotides long. RefSeq names its product transmembrane protein 191C (gene TMEM191C). The record is from RefSeq and is a predicted model, not a curated record. NCBI's taxonomy places the organism in Eukaryota, Metazoa, Chordata, Mammalia, Chiroptera, Vespertilionidae.
GGUUCCAUUCCCACUUACUGGGGGCUGCCUUGGGAAUGAGUGAGUGCCCCAGUUGGCCCAUGAGAGAGGAGGGAAAAUCUCUGGGAAUCUUCCUCCCAAAGGGACCUGCGUCUGGGCAGCCCCUGCCGCCCAUUGUGACGCGCGCGGGCUGCUGGUCCGCGAGACAGGCGGCAGCGGCGGCGGCGGGCAGAGCCCGGGGAGCCAUGGCCGAGACGCAGGAGCUGUUACUGCAGCUGCAGAAGGACAACCGCGACGGGCGCCUGAGGAAGCAGGAGCUGGAGGAGCUGGUGCGCGGGCUCGAGGCCGAGAGCGAGAGCCUCACUGGACGCCUGCAGGAUCUGCGCGAGCGCGAGCGCAGCCUGCAGCGGAGGCAAAGCCAGGCGGCGGGUGCCCUGGGCGGGGAGGCGCGCGAGGCAGCGCGGGAGCGUGCGGAGCGGGCGCGCGGACUGCUGGAGGCUGCGGAGCAGCGCAAGCAGGACCUGGAGCAGCACAAUCGGCAGCUGCAGGAGCAGUGGGAAGAGCUGUCAAGUCAGCUGUUUUACUACGGAGGGGAGCAGCAGAGUCAGCAGCAAGAGCAGCAGCAGCUCGGCACCCAGCUGCUAGCGUUGCAGAAACAAUUGGAGUUACUGGAGGCCAAGCACGCGAUGCAGGCGGAGGGCCUGCGGCAGGGCGCACAGCGGACCGAGGAGGCGUGGGCCAGCUUCCAGGAGCAGAGCGGGGUCCUGCAGGAGCUGCAGGGGAAGGUGAUGGAGGCGGCGGCUGCGCUGGAUGCCUCGCGAGGCAGCAAGGAACUCUACAACUCCCAGCCUCGCCGGGUGCAGGACUGCGCGGGGUCCCUCAUGGAGGAGGUGGCCAAGGCCGAGUGUGAGAAGCGCCUGUUCGGCGGUGCGGGCGUCCGGCUGUGGGCGCUGAGCGCGCUGCAGAUGCUGCUGCUGCUGCCGCUCGGCUUCCUGGCGCUGCCGCUGCUCUACCUGGUGCUGGUCAACCCCGCGGCCCUCCGCCGCCUGCUGCCGCGCCUCGGCUCGGACACCGCCUUCCGCCGCCUGCGCUACACGCUGUCGCCGCUGCUCGAGCUGCGCGCGCGCGGGCUGCUGCCCGCCUAGGACCCAUCACGUCGGCCGUGGUCACCUCACCUGUCUCCCGUGUGGUUUUUGGGUGUCGGGGGGAGCCCUGGGAGAGACCCCGGGGGUGGAUCCUGAGCUGCUCGGGGCCCGGCGCCGGCUCCAGCACCCCGUCCUCUGGGCGCGGGGCCUUCCAGGUGGACCUUGGGGCUGGAGAGGCCGUUCCGGCGCCCGCGGCACCGGGGGGUCCCCGGACCAGGGCCUCCAGCUUGGGCAGGGCGCCCCCUCUCGGCGCUCACUCCCUGGGCCUCCGGGCGCCCCGCGGGAAGACCCUUUUCCAACAGCGCAGGCUGCUGUGUGGGGCCCGCAGGAAGUUGGUCUGUAUCUUCUUACCCGCCUCGUCCCCCCAGUGAGCGAGCCUGGGGCGGCGGCGGACCCGGGAGGGAGCUGGCAGGUUGGUCUCUGUGGACGUCUGUUUCCUCGCCCGGCGGCGGCGGGU